Messenger RNA from Cryptotermes secundus, 944 nucleotides. RefSeq names its product ubiquitin carboxyl-terminal hydrolase 36. Bases 1 to 921 code for a protein of 306 amino acids. Gene Ontology annotation, molecular function: cysteine-type deubiquitinase activity; cysteine-type endopeptidase activity. The record is from RefSeq and is a predicted model, not a curated record. Gene Ontology annotation, cellular component: nucleus; cytosol. The transcript has 2 exons. Gene Ontology annotation, biological process: protein deubiquitination; regulation of apoptotic process. NCBI's taxonomy places the organism in Eukaryota, Metazoa, Arthropoda, Insecta, Blattodea, Kalotermitidae.
AUGGCGCCAGAACCUGAAUCCAUGCUGCCAACACCAAAGAUAACAUUCUUUCCAGCACAUGGUAUACAGCUGGGUUGGAGAAAGAACGAUUGUGUAGGUGGUGGAAUGAUUAAUGUUGAUAAUUCCUGCUACCUCAAUUCAACAUUACAGGCUUUAUUCCAUGUCCCGGCCUUUGUCAACUGGCUCUGCAGUGAUAAUAGCCAUCUCAGCAAUUGUACAGUUGUUAAUGGGUCAGUGAAGGACGUGUACAUCAUCUGUGCAAUGAACAAGACAUUCAAAGCGUCAAGGAAGAAAAGUGGCACUAUCAUAAAACCGCUCCUCAUAUACAGCAGAUUGCAGUUUAUCAGCAAGGACCUUGUACCUGGUCAGCAAGAGGACGCCCAUGAGUUCAUGUGUUACCUUCUGAAAAACUCCAUGUUGGACAGUUACAGCAUGGAAACUACGCCUUUGAAUCAAAUAUUUGGAGGUUAUAUCAGAACAGAAGUGACGUGUUUACAGUGUGGUAGUGUGUCCACAACUUUUCAGCACUGUCAAGACUUUAUUUUGGAUAUUCAACAUACGUCCACAUUGGAUGGUGCUUUGGCAGCCUACUUCUGCGAAGAAUGCCUAGAUGGGGAUGAUGCCUAUUGGUGUGAACAGUGUCACAGGAAAGUUUCAGCUAUAAAGAAAUUUUCUUUGGAGAAACCACCUCCAGUUCUGUGCAUACAAAUCAAGAGGUUUAACAUCAUGGGAGAAAAGAUUGACAAACACAUUUCGAUCUCCCUGAGACUGGACCUUACAAGGUUUCUUUGUCCUCAGUCAGCUCACCAUGGCCCAGCACCACUUACAUAUCAUCUUGUUCCCAUGGUCAUACAUGAUGGCCCAUCAAGCCACUGUGGCCACUACACUGCAGUGGCACGGACUUCUAUGGGUCAUUUCUAGGGCCCGGAUUUCUAUGACAUGUC